Molecule: messenger RNA, 4455 nt
Organism: Clonostachys solani
Lineage: Eukaryota; Fungi; Ascomycota; Sordariomycetes; Hypocreales; Bionectriaceae
Source: the annotation of a GenBank genome assembly
AUGGCGACAAACAUGCAGAUUUUCAUUGAGAAUGCUAGACUUCCAAGAGAGCUUUGGGAGCAUCGCCUAGAAAUCUGUUCUAGCUUUCUCAGACAGGGCAAUGUUCAUUUAUUGCUGGUGGGCUCUUCACUGGUAUCCCUUACUGCUUUAUACUUCCUACGCACUCCCUGGAGGUCGUAUUGUGUCGUCCCCAAGGCCGCCAAGAUACCAGUCUUCCAGCCUUCAGUUUCUCCAGCGUAUGCAAUUGGGCAGAGUGUCGCUUCUGCGGUGGCUUUUUCUCUCCUACUUAUAUGUGGCCUCCGUGAAGGUGUCUGGCAGAAGCCUGUUUCCGUGGGCUACAUAUUCAUCCUUGGUUUAGUCCAGGUUGUGUUCAGGCCCUUUCCAGGAAUUCGCACAAAUAUCAGUCAUCAAAUCAAUCAAGUUGCACUCGGAAUCUUAAUUCUGGAGGCCGCUGAGUUACUACUUCCACUUGGAGUUAUUGGAUCUCACGUCGGAAUAUCGUCUAUUGGGUUAGCCAAGCUGAUCUCGCUGGCCACCAUUGUACUCAUAGCCCUAAUCACGCCACGCUUCGUUAAGAAACAGCUAGCGACAGUCGAAGAUGCGCCAACACCCACAGAACAUGAAGCGUCUCUCGAGGAAACCUGUUCAUGGUUCUCGUACUACCUGUCAUAUGGAUGGUUGACGAACCUGAUCCUACGAGGCGCUUUUCGGGACCUAUGCCUUGAUGAUCUUCCAAGCCUUCCAUCCUAUGAUGCCCCAGCUCGCCUGCUGCAACGCAUUCAAAUUGUGCGGCUCAAAGGGUCACGGACCUUUUAUUCACUGUGCAAAACAUUCCGCUGCGAGAUUCUUUCAAUCUUGACAUGGGCAGUCUUGACUGCCAUGGUUGAAUAUGUUGCAGCCUUUGCCAUGUUCAACUUGUUAGCGUACCUAGAGAACCCCAACUCAACUUCGUUGGUGGUCCAUCCAGGCGUGUGGAUUUCGCUAUUAUUUAUCGGACCUAUGACUCGCUCCGUUUGUUAUCAGCAGUCCAUUUUCAAAAGCACAAGACUCAUGGUGCUCUGGAGGGCAACAGUGCUCCAGGAAAUUUACCAGAAAAUGCUUCGUUCUCGAGGCGAGGAGUCCAUUCAUAUGUCGGAUGAAGAUUACAGAUCGGGAGCUCCGGAUGUGCCGCAAGAAGAAGAACCAAUAGACUCUCCAAUGCCAAAUUCUGUGAAGACAGAAGGUCUUGUUUCUUAUGAUGCCGACAUGAUAUCGAAUUCGUCCGACCUUUUCUAUGCGCUUACUGCGAGCCUUGUUUCGACAGCGGUGGCAAUGACUUUUCUGUAUCAGCUCCUGGGCUGGCCCUCGCUCGUCGGAAUAGGCGUCAUGGCCGUCCUCACGCCUCUUCCUGCCAUAUUCUCGCAGCGAAUGUCGCGACUACACCGUUAUGUCAUGGAGGCUACCGACCUCAGGCUGAGUCGUCUGUCCGAGUAUCUACAUGCGCUCCCUACAAUAAAGUAUUUCGCAUGGGAGCCCAUGGUUGUCGAUAAUAUCAACUCUAUUCGGCAAACCGAACAGCAAAGGAUAUGGAAACGCAAUGUGACCUCCAUGCUCGUCUCCAUGACUGGAGACUUGAUGUCCCUCGUCAGCCUACUUGCCAUGUUCGUCUCUCUUGUACUUUUCACAAAUACUCCUUUGCGCGCACCCAUGGCAUUUACAUCUGUAGCCAUUACCGAAACAUUGCGAUCGCAGUUCGUCUGGUUGUGCAAAGUAAUCCAAUGGGUUUCGCAGGCUCGCGGCUCGCUCAUCCGGGUCGAUAGCUUCCUUGAGGCGGCCGCGGAACGACAGAGCCAUCCGCACGGUCCGCCAGAGUUGCAGGAUGCCACUGUGCGGUGGUCUGAACACUCCCCCUUUACGCUCUGCGAUGUCUCAGUCUCGUUUCGCCUGGCGGCUCUCAACGUGGUAAGUGGAGGGACAGGAAGCGGCAAGUCGCUUCUUCUACUCUCUUUGCUAGGCGAAACGAAUCUUGCCAGUGGACUCGUCACAUGCCCGGAUGAUGUCGCAUAUGUUCCUCAGACGGCAUGGCUUCAGAGCACUUCUGUCCGACAAAACAUCAUCUUCUAUAGCGAUUUUGACCAAGAACGUUACAAUUCCGUGUUGCAUGCCUGUGAUCUCUUGGAUGAUCUGAGCCGUUUGCCUCUAGGUGAUUUGACUCAGGUUGGAGAGCGAGGAUCUGCCUUGUCAGGUGGCCAGAAGCAGCGAAUUUCUUUGGCUAGGGCAUUAUAUUCAUCAGCUUCUACGUUGCUCUUGGAUGACAUCUUUUCUGCCUUGGAUGCCCACACUACGUCCCGGGUCUACAGUCGGUGCUUCCGUACCAGACUUCUGGCUGGGCGCACAGUCAUUCUCGUCACGCAUUUGGCAGCCGCGAUUGAGGAUGCAGAUUUGUUGAUCUCAAUAGAUGGAGGCAUUGUGUCUGUCGUCUCUCAAGACUCUGGCAAACAGUCAUUAGAUAGCGACCUUAGAAGCACAUUGAAAGCAGGGGCAACCGAAACGGUCUUGGACUAUACGCCCAGCAAUGGAUCUUUGGAGGAGGCUGAGAUCGAAGUCCAAACUGGCAGCACAUCUACUUUGACUCUUUUGGAUAAUGAUGGACCGGAAGAAAAACAAGCCUCUGGCCGAGUGCCAAGAUUAAUGAUACUCAAAUAUAUGCUAUUAUUUGGCGGUGCGAUACAUGCCUCGCUGGCUCUAUGCAGUGCUCUUAUCGUGCAGUUGGCAUACCUCUCGAUCACGCUCUGGCUUUCGGUAUGGACUAAUGCCAGAGACGACGAGGCUGACCGGUUUCCAGACCAGAGUUUCUACUUAUACGUAUAUACUGGCACCGUGGUUGGCUUCAUCCUCCUCCAAUUCUCGAACAACUUCAUAUUCCAACGAGGUGGCUGGUAUUCAGCCAGAACUAUGCAUCAACGUCUUGUCAAUGCCGUCGUCAAAGCGCCCAACUCACGGUUCAGCAGUGUCUCGAUUGGACAGAUUCUCAGUCGUUUUGGUCCUGAUAUUCAAUCUAUUGAUGCAGUAUUGACUGACUGGCUGCGCAUGACUCUGGAUAAUGGGCUGCGCUUCAUGCUCCGGCUGGCCAGCAUCGCGUCCAUUAUGCCGAUAUUUGCUCUGCCGGCUGGGCUGUUUUGCCUCAUAGGAUUCGCAACUGGCGAGAUGUAUUCGAGAGCAGAGAUAUCUAUCAAGAGGAUUGUCUCCAUCAAGUUUGCUCCGAUCUUUUCCCACUUCAACGAGACAACAGCUGGCAUGGCGGUAAUUCGAGCACAGCGGUCCAUCGAUGGAGUUUUUCAACAGUUGCUUGCUGACAAAAUCGCGCAACAUAUGCGAGCCGCUGAAGCACAGUUCAACUGCAACAGGUGGGUUUCAAUCAGGUCUGAUUUUUGUGCAGCAACAAUUGCCGCGACGGCUGGAUAUAUUGCAUACUCCAAGUCGGGCUCAGCGGGCCUUGUUGGGUUCUCUCUGACCAACGCCAUUGGCCUCAGUCAGACCAUCCUGACCUUGAUCAGGAAUAUGAAUGAGUUGGAGGUCGAACUGAAUUCUUUCCAACGUAUCCACGACUAUACGAAGAUUGAACCGGAAGAAACUGCUGAGACUGAAGCUGUACUAGCCAAGAACAAGAUCCCAGCGGCCUGGCCAACUUGCGGCAGGGUGGAGAUUCGCAACUUGAGGGCUCGAUAUGCGCCAGAUCAGGUAGAUGUCCUCCAGGAUAUCAAUCUUGAUGCAAAGCCCGGCGAGCGGAUCGCAAUUGUUGGACGAACGGGCAGUGGCAAGAGUACUCUAGGGCUCUCCAUGUUACGCUCUACAUAUAUCAGUGCUGGUCAAAUCUUCAUUGAUGGUGUCGAUAUUACCAAGGUGCCCUUGCGGCGCCUGAGGAAGGCCAUUGGCCUCAUUCCUCAGGAGACUGUACUCUUCUCCGGCGACGCCCAAUCCAACCUGGACCCCUUUUCAGAGGCAGAUCAAUCAGAGCUCCAAGCUGUCCUUCAAAUAUGCAGUCUAUCACAAGAAAGGGGCACUAUAGGAAAUACCAAUGGUGCUAGCCACAAGGCCCAACUCGCGACAGAUACACCCAUUGCAAGUGGGGGGACGAAUUUCAGUAAUGGCCAACGUCAGAUCUUUGGCCUCGCGCGCGCCAUGUGGCGUCGUUCGAAGGUCAUCAUCAUGGACGAGGCAACGGCAUCGGUAGACCAUGAGACUGAUGCACGGAUGCAGAGACUGGUCCGGUCAGAGUUUGUUGGCUCUACCAUUAUCGCUAUUGCUCAUCGCCUGCGUACUGUCGUGGAUUACGAUCGUGUCAUUGUUAUGGGAGAAGGAAGAGUAGUCGAGAUGGGCACGCCGAGCGAAUUAUUGAAGUCUAAGGGGGCGUUUUGGGAGAUGCUUAAACAUACGGGUGAGUAUGAUGAGCUUAGAAAGCUGAUAAAAUCAUGA